Molecule: messenger RNA, 288 nt
Organism: Plectropomus leopardus (leopard coralgrouper)
Lineage: Eukaryota; Metazoa; Chordata; Actinopteri; Perciformes; Serranidae
Source: RefSeq, a predicted model, not a curated record
CAGCGUGUCUACUACCUCUCCCUGGAGUUUUACAUGGGCCGCACUUUGCAGAACACCAUGGUGAACCUGGCCUUGGAGAACGCCUGUGAUGAAGCCACAUACCAGCUGGGUCUGGACAUGGAGGAGCUGCAGGACAUCGAGGAGGAUGCUGGUCUAGGAAACGGAGGGCUGGGUCGUCUGGCAGCUUGUUUCCUGGACUCCAUGGCCUCUCUGGGUCUGGCUGCUUAUGGAUACGGCAUCCGUUACGAGUUCGGCAUCUUCAAUCAGAAAAUUGUGGACGGCUGGCAG